AGUAAUAAAGAUGGCGGAUGUAACAUACGAGUAACUGAUGUUUGCUUCGAUAUCGACGUUAACAAUUCUACGAAAUAGCCGCGUUGACAUAUUGUGCGAUGUGCAUGUGAAUGCGUGUGUGCGUGUUUAUAGUGAAGUAAAUUCCGUUCGAGAAAAUAUGUUAGAAAUUUGUUGAAUAUGAGCGAAGGAGCGAAUUCAGUUUCGCAGAUCAGCGAGAAUUCGCUUACGACCUUGAAAGAUGAGGUCGAUCCUGAGGAACUUCCUCCGAGAACGAUAUCGCACACGACGAGAAGGUCGAGAUUUGGUACAAGCAAUGUCCCAUUGUCGCCUUAUAUUUUGAUCGAUGGUAGAAAAUUGCGAAGCUCCUUGGCAUUGAGCAAAAAAAAGCUUCCUCGACGUGUGAAUUUCCCAACAAAUGACAAUCACUUGAUUACGGGAUGCCUGGAACCGGCCAAUCCAUGGAAAUUCGCUGAAAAUGUGAAUUGUGAAGAUGUAAUCUCAUCAUACAAGGAAUCCUGUUUAAAACACAAUUCAGAUCCUCUGGAGAUUGUUAUAAAUCAGCUUAAGAAUUUAGAUACAUUGGAAUUGAGAAGUGAAGAGUUAGAUUUAAAAGGACAGACAUUGGAUAUUAAUCAUGCGGAACCAUUGGAGGAAAUUUUCAAAAGAGUUCGAUUUAAUAAAGUUAAUUUAGAAGCUACAUCUUUGGAUGAUGAGAGUUCUGUGAUAUUAUUUGAUAUGUUAGAAUAUUAUGAAUCUGCAAAGCACUUGAACAUUUCGUCUAAUCAAGGCAUUGGAAUUUAUGGUUGGCAAGCAUGUGCAAAUAUGAUAAGAAAGACCCAAUGCUUAGAACAUCUUGAAGCUAAGGAUGUAAUCCUUAAUGAACAAUACAUGAAUAUCUUGAGUCGUGCAUUAAGAUUAGUCUGUCAUCUACAUGUGCUUAAAUUAGAAAAUUGUGGACUUUCAGGAAGAUCUAUCGUCACACUAGUUGCAGCAUUAAAAAUGAACACUGGAAUAAGAGAACUUUACUUAGCUGACAAUGGGCUGAAUUUAUAUGAUGCAAUACAGCUUGGUUCUCUUCUUAGAUUAAAUAAUCAUAUACAGCUACUUGAUAUUAGUAAUAAUGUCAUUCAAGAUGAUGGUGUACGUGAUAUCCUAGAAGGUCUCAUCAAUCAAAUAAACGAGGACAAAGAUGGUAAAGGUUUAAGCAUAUUAGUAUUAUGGAAUAACCAACUGACAAAAAAAUCAUCUCCCUAUUUCGCACGUAUUAUAGCAUUGUCUAAGACGUUAGAGACACUAAAUAUUGGAAAAAAUAUGUUGUCUGAUGAGUUGUUAUUGAUUAUAAAAGAUGCAUUGAAAAAGAACCAUGUUCUAUUACAAUUGGGAAUACAAUCAACUGAGCUUACAUGUGAUGGAAUUGUUACAUUAUCUGAAAUCAUUGAAAUAAACCAUGCAUUGCAAAGGAUAGAUUUAAGAAAUAAUAGAAUACAUUUGACUGGAAUGAAGGCUCUCAGUUCUGCUAUGAAAAAGAAUAAAAAUAUUACUAAAAUAGAUUUAGAUGAUAAACCUGAUAUAAAAGUGGAUAAUUUAAACGAGACCUUGCUUCAGUACACGCAGCUUGUAGCUGAAAUUCGAAGCUGUUGUUUGGAAAACGAGAAAAGUCGUAUAUUAGAAGAAAAUAGCGAAGGUUUUGAUAAUUCAUAUCAUAGCAGAUUCUGUAGUGCAACCACUCGUAAAAUUUCGCUUACUUGUCAAACAUUACCAUGUUCUUUAUCACCCAUGAUUUCAAUACAAAAAGAUGAGCCUGGACGAUCGAUGCUCGAACCGAAACGUAUUAAUGGAGGUCGUCUUCGUUCUCCAGCCCCUAGUCCCGCCUCUUCACCCAUAGCCAGUCCAAUAUUAAGUCCCUCGCGAAGUCGGUUUGUGGUGUCCCGAGUUCCAGAAACGUUACGUACUACAGAAUCCUCAGUACCAUCGUCAUCAUCUGUUCUUCCAUCCCUUGGAUCAUCACCUACCUUUGUCACUUCUGCAAGUGGGUCAUCUAGAUUUCGUGUUUCAGUUGUUGAAUCAGCAAAUACUGUAUCUUUAUCUAAACCUGUUAUUACUACGACCGAGGCUGAUAUCAUGGUUGGUUUAAAUCCAAAAGUUAAUAUUGCAGAAUCGACUGAUUUAAGUUCGAAAGUUAAUAUUAAAGAAUCUACUGAUUUAGAUGAUCUGAAUACCGUACUCGCAUCUGAAUCAGAAAAGAAUAAUCAAACCAUUGAAAGUUUUCGAAGUAUUUCAAACGACUUGUCUCAUCUAGCUUUAAAUGUGGUAGAAAAAACGUAUGCACCGACGAUACUUGGAUAUCCUGUAGAAGAAUUAAAUACAAAUAAAUCUUUUGUUAAGACAAAGGUUGAAACUCAGCCUGAUGAUAAUAUAAGUUCUAUUAGUCUAGAACGCAAGAAAGAUGAUGUGCCAGACAAUCAAAUUAUUUCGAAUCGAUUGGAAGAUGUUUCAACGAUGACAGAUAUCGAGAGUGUAGAAAAUCGUUCUAACGAAAAUACAGAAGAUGUAAAAACGUUUACACCUACAGAUAGGAACGGAAAAAGUCCGCCUUAUAAUACAAUAAGUGAUAAAUCAAUAAUUUGUAAGAAAGGUUACGAUGCAACGGAUAAAGUAACAAAUACUCGUACAAACGAAAGUGUAGAAUUGCAGUCGCAAACGAAACACGAUCCAAUACAAAAAAGUACUUCUAAUUUAGGAAAAUUACUUUCGCUGUUUCAACAUUCUAGUUGUUUUUUUUCUGAUUCCACUCCUAUUAAUCAGUUGAAAAGUAAAAAUACGUUUCAAGGUAGCAUAAACAGCAUGAUGACUCUUGGAGAUAAAUUCCAUUAUUACAUAAAAGAUAAGAGAGAUAGGAUUUAUAAUCGUGAAACGGAAGAGUCCUCGGUAUCGCUAAAGAGUAAAUCAAAAUUUUUCAAUGUUUCUCAAUUGCCAAGUUUACAAAGUUUAGCGAAUAUGAUCCCAUCGUUUAGAUUCGAAGGUAAUAUAAAUGCUCCUGGACAAAGUAAUAAGCCUUGUUCCAAAGAAGUAGAUCUUUUACUCAAGAAAGAUAGUGAAAAUGAUUCAGUCGAUACAGAAAAAAAAUCUGUUGAACAUAGUAAGGAAAGCAAAAACUUACAUGUCUAUUUAGAAGGACGAAAGUCCACUCCUACUUUAGAUAAUCAAUUAUUAUCUGAAAAUAUACAAUCAAAAUUUCCUCCUGGUGUUACUAACAAAGAUGUAGUAUUAGCUGCAGAUUGCAUUGUUUCGAAUAUUAUUGAUACUUGUUCUAAAAUUGUGAAUAAUAAUUUAUUAAUGCAUGUUUCAAAUAGUAACACGAUUGUACCUGUACCUAAAUUAAUAGGUAUACCUGAAUAUUCUGCUUUAAAAGCAGUUGUACAGAAACGAAAUAUAGCAGGAAUACUAGAUAAAGUAGAUCCUAUACUAAUAAAAGAAACAAAUAAUGAAACUUUAACAGACAGUAUUAAUUUUACUAGUGAUAGCAAAUCUUUGUCGUGUAGUAUGAUGUAUGAUGUAAGCAAUGAUAUGCAUACUGUACAUACGUCUGACAGAAUGCACAAUUUAGUAAUAUUAAAUAUAAGUACAAAAGAUAAUGUUGGAAAUAAUUCUGCUUUUAAUGUAAAUAGUACAGGAAGUAAUACAGCAUGUUUUGUAUGUAAUCAAAAAUGUGUCUGUAAUGUAAAUAAUAAACCACUUGAAUGUUAUAAUACGUUGAAGAUAAAUGUAGAAACGAAUUGUUUAAAUAAUGAAGUUACCACAAUGUAUAGUAUUGACAGUAAUAGUGAUAGAAAUGUCUUUAUAAAUGUUCAUAAUAUGCCAACCAGCAAUGACGUAGAAGGAAUAAAUGUAUAUCGUGUAAAUAAUAGUACGAAUUGGAAAAGCGCAAUUGUAAAUAACAUACCAGAAGCAAAGAUAUCAAAAAUAAAUUGUACAUGUAAAGAUACUAACUCCGAAUUUAGCGAUGAUAGUGUACAUUCAUGUACUUCAGUACUUUAUAGAGAUGUAAAUACACCAAUAAAGCAAGAAGUGGUAGAGCCAUUUGUUAUAAAACAUAACAAAUAUAUUGAAAUAAGUAAUAUAAUUGAAAUGAAAAUUAAUAGUUCUAUUGUGAAAAAUAUUAUGGAUCAUAUGUUCAAGGAUAUGAAUAUUGUUAUGCCCAUACCAAGAAUGUACUCUUCUAUGACAAACUUCAAUGUGUUAAUUCUUAGAAAUCUUAUACAUCAUGUAGCAGAUAUCUCUAUUGAUGAAACUCCGAUCAAAAAGCUUUCAUUAGAUAUUACAACUAAUAAUUGGCCGAAUAUCGUUAAAGUAAAGACUUUAUUUUGUGAUCUAUCUCAGAUAUCUCACUCAUCAAUGAAUGCUAUAACUGAAAAGCCAGAAAAUAUUUAUAACAACAAUGAGGCGUUAAAAAUCGAUAAAAAUUCUUCACUGGAGGAUAAUGCCGAAGAAAGUAUAAGUUUUUACAAAAAACAGAAAGUCAAAGAAAACGAGGCUUUUGGAACUGUUUCCGAAUAUUCUUCAGUACCUGUAAUAGCUGAUCCUAUUGUCCAUUCAAAAGAAGAUGCAUCUUAUUUGAAAGACAAUGAUGAUGUAAGCAGUAACUCACCAGAGAAUAUUCAUAUGCUCAGUAACUUUGGAUCAAAUAUUGCUCAACAUUUAAAAUGCACAAAUUCAGAUGAUAUAAAUGAUACGACUCAACAAUACUUAAAUACAAUUAAAUGUGCAGUUGCCACAACUAUAUGUUCAACAGCUGUAGUGAACACAAGGGGCAAUACAACAGUUGACAUUAUUUCUGAUCAGAAUACUAAUAUUGCUGAGCCUUCAUCAGUAAUUCGUGCAAACAGCACAAAAUAAAAUCAAUGAUAUUGAAGAAGAAAAAGAAGAAGGAGAAUUGCAUCUUGUUGAAUAUGAAGACACAGAAUUAAAGAGAAGAUAUAUGGAGGAAAAUAACAAUCUUUACGAUUUUGACGAUGAAAUUGACGAAUUCAAGCAACUGACAAUGGAUCUUGAACCAAAGUAUCAGCAAUAUGCUAAAUGGAGGAUCUAAAACUACGUAUUAUUUGACUGCUUUAAUAGUGCGUGAUGGUUUUGUAAGAACACAAGUUCAGCUCAUAGAGUCGUUCCAAGGAAAUUAUAUUGUACAAAAGAAAAGAUAUAGGUAAAUCUUAUAAAUGUUACUGUAUAUAUAUAGACAAUUUGUAGUGUUUUAUACAUUAGUUCAGUUCAGUUUUAGUUCAAAGGUUUAAAUUUAUGAACAGAGAAGGUGAAAAAGAUACAGGAUCCAUAUACACAUUCAUGUGUAUUAGGGAUAAUGUUAGUACGUGUUUGAUUCUAGUCUAGAAAACAAUUGAUCUAAUAUAUAUUAUAGUACGAAUAAAAAAACAGCUAUAGUUAUCAAAACAAAGUUUGAGAUCUAACUGUGGCUAUUUUGAUAUUUCAAAAUCAAUUAUUUAAAUGUGUUAUUGCUAACUUUAGCAUUCAUAUGAUUUGCACAUGAUCGGAAAACGUUGUGCAUAAUGUAGAGAUGGAUGUAUAUAAUUGUAAUAUUGUAAUAUUAUACUACUAUGUGUGUACAUGAGCGUGUAUAUACAACUUAAUUAAACAAUAUAUACACACUCAUAUUAGAUGCACACCAUGAAAAAAUUGUUACUUUUGAAAGCAAUUUGCGUCAUUAAGGGAAAAGUAUUACAGAAAUUGUUAUAUGUAACAUCAGAUUUUUAUUUAUGAAUUGUAAAACAAUUUCAAUAUUGACAUAAUAUAUUUUUAUUAUAUAUAAGUAUAGAAUAUAUAUAUACACGUAUAUAAGAAGUUCUUGACUUAAACAUAAGUCAAUGCUUAGACUUGAAAUUUGAGUCUUUGUUACUUGAAGAAUGUAUACUUGUUACAUUGUAUAUUCGUAAAGUUUUUCUUUAAUAUGUUAUUUCUAUAAAUAUAUAUAGAACACAAUUCGUUAGGGAAGAAGGAAUGAAAUUGACAUGAUAUGAAUGUAAUUUUAUUAAGCCAUUGGCCUGUGUCAGGAAUUUAUUAAUACUAAUCAUCAGUAACUCAUAAAUUAUGUUUCAUAUAUAUUCGUAAUCGCGAAAUUUACUUUCGUACAUUAAAAGCAGCCGAUAAAAUAUUACAUAACAUAAAACUUUAAAGUAUUAUUUUAUAAUUAAUAACGACUUUAUGGAGUUCAAAGUAACGAGUAAAUGGAUAAUACCUAAUUAUAUUUCGUUGAAUUUUGACGAAGCAUUACGAAAAAUUAAAAGAAAUAUUCAAUAGUUAUAGUUAGCUAUAUUCAUAUAUUUCUUCAAUCACGAAGCUCUAUAACUAAAAUUAAAAUAAAAAGUCGAUUAAUGAAUAGUACUGUGUUGAUUUAGCGAUCUUAAAAAUAUAAUUAUUGUAAUUAUUUUACAGAUAUGUAUGUACGUACACGCAUGCGCGAUUCUGUACAUUAAGUUCGCAUAGAAUUCGCGCGCAUGAAAUGCGUACGCUUACGUUGUGAAAUGAAUUAUGUACAAUUUAUAUAUAUUGAGAAGGAAUUGAAUUUAUUAAGAAUUUUAUCACACCAAGAAAUGAAAGAAUAAAGAUGGUUUACUAACA
This is a messenger RNA of Bombus impatiens (common eastern bumble bee), 6627 nucleotides long. RefSeq lists its product as uncharacterized. The transcript is spliced from 11 exons. Lineage: Eukaryota; Metazoa; Arthropoda; Insecta; Hymenoptera; Apidae. Bases 178 to 4896 code for a protein of 1572 amino acids. The record is from RefSeq and is a predicted model, not a curated record.